This is a messenger RNA of Bipolaris oryzae ATCC 44560, 624 nucleotides long. RefSeq lists its product as uncharacterized. Gene Ontology annotation, biological process: regulation of Ras protein signal transduction; regulation of proteolysis. The transcript has 2 exons. The record is from RefSeq and is a predicted model, not a curated record. Gene Ontology annotation, molecular function: peptidase inhibitor activity; phospholipid binding. The coding region runs from base 1 to 624 and encodes 207 amino acids. Lineage: Eukaryota; Fungi; Ascomycota; Dothideomycetes; Pleosporales; Pleosporaceae.
AUGAUAUUCUUCUACCUAUUGCCUCUGUUUGCUGUUGCUCAAACCCCGCCUGAAUUCUCGCCUUCAUGCACCAAAUCACUCGAUGUCACCUAUCUAAGUGAUCAGCAUGUCCGUCCAGGUCAAAGUCUUCGUCAAAUAGAUGUCAUAAACCAGCCCGUCUUAAGACCCACACAUCUUCAACCAGAUUCCAACUAUAUCCUCUUCUUGAUUGACCCUGACGUCGUUCACGAUCACAAUGCCACAACCAUUCUCCAUUGGUACCAACCAAACUGUCACGUAUCUCAAUCUACUGGCGAUUUCGUGAUACCUACAUACGAAGGUGCCCAUUAUGUCGGUUCGCAACCUCCUCAGGGAGAAAAGCAUCGUUACAUAUUCUUGCUUUUCGAACAGCCUCCGAAAUACCUCUUUCCGGAAUGUUUCAGAUCUGUAUUUCCCAUUACCGUAGAUGCUAGAUCUGGGUUUGACAUCAAAUAUUUCAUGGAAAUUACUGGGCUCGGAAGCCCCGUUGCGGCAAAUUGGUUUUCUGUCGAGAGGGCUGGCGGGGCUAGCACGACCAGAAUCAUCACCACAACAAGCCUUAGUCGCGCCCCAUGCAAGGCCACACAAGAGGUUGGGCACUUAUGA